ACCGUCCGAUUAUGGGUCAGCUUCAGCGGAGGGCAUGGGGGCCCCGGUAACAUUGGCUUCUUCGUAGACGUCUCCAAUGGCAGUCUGGCAGAGGCCACAGUGCCACACGCCACGUCGUCCGCGUCCUAGCCACUCACGAACGCGGGCCGAGUCACCGCCCGCCCACCUCCUAUCCACUUCCCCAUCUGCCAGCCGUCCGAGUCCGACCACCUCUCGUAUCGAUUCUCCAAGCGCCGCGCCGCGCCGGGCGAAGAAGCUCGUCUCGUCUCCAUGGCGGCCGCAGCGGUGGCCAUCUCCACCUCCGUGUGCACGUCCUCAAGGCGUAGCACGGGCUGUCCGAACGUGAGGCCCCAGGCCCGUCCGCUCCUAGGCAUGCCGUCGCUGCGCCGGAGGCUGCAGACGGCCUUGGCCGCGACGGGCAAGACGCCGGGCGAGGCGGAGGAGCAGGUCCCCGCGUGGGCCAAGCCCGGCGCGGACGAGCCGCCACCCUGGGAGCGCGAGGGCGGGGCCGCGCGUGGACAGGAGGCCCGGCAGGUCCCCUUCUACGCGUACCUGCUCGCGUCUACGAUCACCGCCAUCGCCGCGAUCGGCUCCAUCUUCGAGUACACCAACCAGCGGCCGGUGUUCGGGAUCGUCGGCCCCGACAGCGCCCUGUACGCGCCGCUCCUGGGCUUCUUCGUCUUCACCGGCGUUUCUGUGGUUCAAGGCCGUGCAGACGGCGAACAGAGAGGCCGAGGAGCAAGACCGCAGAGACGGAUUCCUGUGAGAGGCUGUGGGUGACUCCGGCGCACUCGCCGGUGCCGUCGCCGUGCAGAAGAACGCGCACCGCACCACCGUGGUGUUCGCAGCGACGGGUGACGGGUCAUGUACUCAAGUUAUGUAUGUCAGUGUACUGUAUUCUAGAAUUGGAGAGAGCAGAUGGAUUUGCGGCACAAAUCAGAGAAAAUAUCAUAAUCAUCAUUCGUAUGAGUGGAAAAUAUUUGUAUUUAUUUGGUUGAAAAUGGUAUAGCGUUUUUUUGCACUUGAA
Zea mays is the source of this 1027-nucleotide messenger RNA. RefSeq lists its product as uncharacterized. Lineage: Eukaryota; Viridiplantae; Streptophyta; Magnoliopsida; Poales; Poaceae. The transcript is spliced from 3 exons. Bases 271 to 780 code for a protein of 169 amino acids. The record is from RefSeq and is a predicted model, not a curated record.